Papaver somniferum (opium poppy) is the source of this 1422-nucleotide messenger RNA. Its product is annotated as trichohyalin-like. Lineage: Eukaryota; Viridiplantae; Streptophyta; Magnoliopsida; Ranunculales; Papaveraceae. The transcript is spliced from 3 exons. Bases 1 to 1422 code for a protein of 473 amino acids. The record is from RefSeq and is a predicted model, not a curated record.
AUGGAAGAACAUCAAAGAACAGAAAUUCUAAUUGGAUCUCAGCGAGAACAAGGACAGAAUAAUGAUAUAGAUUAUGAUAGAGUGAGUGUUCAUACUGCAAUCACGAAUUCUACAGACGAAGGACAACGAAUUGGGAACGAAGAACCAAUUACAACGAGUGAAGGAAAUGUGACAAUUGCAGAACUUAGGCAAAGGUUACUAAUUGAACGAAAGAGAGAAGAAGAAGAACGUGCGAAUCUAAUCCGUCAAAAUAAUGAUUUACGAGAAGAGAAUCUUAGACUACAAGAACAAAGGUCAAGGAGUAAUACACGUUCAAGGUCAAGAUCAAGUACAAGUUCCUCCAGACAAAGUCAAUCUAAUCGAAGAAAUGAUAGGCGAAGACAACACAUGGAAGUCAUUGAAGAAAACUCGCAAGAAAAUGAAAAUUUGGAAGAUCCAAGGGAAAGGAGACGUAUAAUUGACUUAGCAACUAAUCGGUAUGAACAUCCACGGGAACUUCUUGGUCGCGCACAUAUUAAUUUUGAAAGGGAAGAAGAGGAUCCAGGGCAAGGACAUAUGAUAUUACAUGGUAGAGAAAUAUUAAGAGACGAAUAUGAGCGCGAACGAGAGACUGCACGUGCGAGAGAUAGACAGAGAAGAAGGGAAGAAUUAGAAGAAAGAGAAUUACAAAGCGAAUUGCGUCAACUUGAUUAUGAUAAUCGAGUUAGGAAGCGCGAACGUCGUCACAUAGAUGAUGCAGAACAAGGCCGAGUUAUUCCACAAGAAAGAGAAAUAUCAAGACACCGAUAUGAUCGCACAUGCAACGAAGAAAGACAUGAUAGAGUACAAAUUGAAGCAAAUACUGAAAGACGUAGGCGAAGAAGAGAAGAAGUUGAACAACAGGAAAUAAAAGAAGCAAUACGCCAAAAUAAUCAUGAGAAUAGAUUGAGACAAGCAAGAUUAAAAAGACCCAUGCAAGAAGAUUUGGAUCAAUCAUUGAACAAAGAAAUUAUUAAGGAGAUGACAGAAUUAAGAGAAAUGAUGAUUUGGGAAAAUUAUGAUGCAAUGAUGUGCAAAUAUUUUGCUGCAAGCCUAGCAGGUGAAGCUUUGAAAUGGUUUGAAGGACUACCUGUAGAAUCCAUUGGUUCAUUUUCAUCAUUUACAAAAUGUCUUUUUGGGGCAGGAACUCAAGGAAGGAAUAAUGCAGAGAUGGAACAAAAGUUAGUGGCUAUGGGCAGUACAGAUCAAGCAGAGUUUGAGACAAGCAACUUCAAAAUUAUGGAGGUACAUAUACAGUUCAACCAGGAAGCUCUGCAGGACAUCAAACACAUUAUAACAAGAAAGCUGAAAAGAAUAGUGUGGGAACAGAUAAAUUUUUCAAAGUUGAACAAUACAGUAGAUAAAGUAUGGGAAGCCGCUCUCCUAAUGGAUGAUAUUCCAUAA